AUGGGCGCCGACAUUAACGUUGAUGUCCUUGUCAUUGGCAUGGGACCUACCGGUCUCGGUGCUGCCAAGCGACUGAAUCAAAUUAACGGUCCUUCAUGGCUGAUUGUCGACUCUUCCGACAAGGCUGGUGGUCUUGCCGGCACUGACACCACCGACGAGGGCUUCCUGUACGAUGUGGGCGGUCACGUCAUCUUCUCCCACUACCAGUACUUCGAUGACUGCCUCGACGAGGCUUUGCCCAAGGACGAUGACUGGUACACCCACCAGAGAAUCUCCUAUGUUCGCUACAAGGGCCUCUGGGUGCCAUACCCCUUCCAGAACAACAUCUCUAUUCUCCCCAAGGAGGAUCAGGUCAAGGCUAUCGAUGGCCUUAUUGACGCUGCCAUGGAGUGCCGCGUCUCCAACACCAAGCCCAAGGAUUUUGACCAGUGGAUUCUGAGAAUGCAGGGCGAAGGUAUUGCUGAUAUGUUCAUGCGCCCUUACAACUACAAGGUCUGGGCCGUUCCCACUACCAAGAUGCAAUGCGAAUGGCUCGGUGAGCGUGUCGCUGCCCCAGAUAUCAAGACUGUGACAAAGAACGUCAUCCUCAAUAAGGUUGCCGGCAACUGGGGCCCUAACGCUACCUUCCGAUUCCCUGCCCGCGAUGGUACUGGUGGCAUCUGGAUUGCUGUCGCCGAGACCCUCCCCAAGGAGAAGAAGCGCUUCGGCAAGCAGGGUGAGGUGACCAAGGUGGACGCCGAGAAGAAGAUUGUCCACUUCGCCGACGGCACCACCAUUGGCUACGGCAAGCUGGUCAACACCAUGGCCGUUGAUCAUCUCGCUGAGAAGAUGGGCAACCAGGAGCUCAUGACUUUGACCAAGGAUCUCUUUUAUUCCACCACUCACGUCGUUGGUGUCGGUAUCCGUGGUGAGCGCCCUGAGCGCAUCGGUGACAAGUGCUGGCUGUACUUCCCCGAAGACAACUGCCCCUUCUACCGUGCCACCAUCUUCUCCAACUACUCUCCCUACAAUCAGCCUCAAAAGGAUGCCAAGCUGCCCACUCUGUACCUCGCUGACGGUACCAAGACCUCCUCAGAAGCCAAGGAGGGCCCCUACUGGUCCAUCAUGCUGGAAGUUUCCCAGUCUUCUAUGAAGCCCGUGGAUGUUGAGAACUUGCUCAAGGACAGCAUCCAGGGUUUGAUUAACACCGAGAUGCUGAAGCCCGAGGACGAGAUCGUCUCCACCUACCACCGUGCCUUCGACCACGGUUAUCCUACUCCUUCUCUGGAGCGUGAGGGCGUCUUGAAGCAACUUCUGCCCAAGCUCCAGGACAUGGACAUUCUGUCCCGUGGCCGAUUCGGCAGCUGGAGAUACGAAGUUGGUAACCAGGACCACUCCUUCAUGCUGGGUGUCGAGGCUGUGGACCACAUUGUCAACGGCGCUGUUGAACUGACACUCAACUACCCUGACUUCGUCAACACUCGCAAGAACACCGAGCGACGUUUGGCACAGUCUUUCAACUUUGCCAGCUCAGCUCAGACCAAUGGCACCAAGCCUACUACCAACGGCACCACUGAUCUGCCCAGCCGUGAGCGUGCUUCCUCCAAGGUCUCUGCUUCCGGUGGUCACAGCCGCAAGUCCUCCAAGCAGGUCAAAUAA
Molecule: messenger RNA, 1638 nt
Organism: Pochonia chlamydosporia 170
Lineage: Eukaryota; Fungi; Ascomycota; Sordariomycetes; Hypocreales; Clavicipitaceae
Product: UDP-galactopyranose mutase
Exons: 6
Coding region: 1-1638 (545 amino acids)
Molecular function (GO): oxidoreductase activity
Source: RefSeq, a predicted model, not a curated record